Molecule: messenger RNA, 1347 nt
Organism: Gamsiella multidivaricata
Lineage: Eukaryota; Fungi; Mortierellomycota; Mortierellomycetes; Mortierellales; Mortierellaceae
Product: peptidase M24, structural domain-containing protein
Exons: 2
Coding region: 1-1347 (448 amino acids)
Molecular function (GO): manganese ion binding; metalloaminopeptidase activity
Source: RefSeq, a predicted model, not a curated record
AUGGCAAUUACAAAGUACCCCGCCAAGCAGCACUGGGCAAAAGUCGCCAAGAAUCUCGGCCUCACCGAAGGUCUCGUCUACUUGAAGGGCGACGUCCUGAAGGAGAGACACGACACCGACGUCGAACUUACAUUCAGACAAGAGUCCAACUUUUACUAUCUCACUGGAUUCGCUGAGCACGAUGCCCAUGUCCUCUAUGACCUCAAGACUCAGCAGAUGACUCUCCUGCCCUACAAGCUCCCCGAGGAUCAUAUUGUCUGGAUGGGCAUGCCCCCCACCGUGUCCCAGCUCCACGAAAAGUUCGAGGCCGACAACAUUCGCUGGUCCACAGAAUUGAUCGCCGCUAUCAACGAGUCGGGUGCCUCGACCCUCUAUGCUCUUCGUCAGGAGGAUGUGCCCAAAGGCAUCACCUUGGCCGUCAACGCUGAGGUCCUCAAGGAUGCCAUUGUCAAUGCCCGCAUAUACAAGUCUGCGUUCGAGAUCGAAGCCAUGCGCAAGAUCAACCACAUCUCCUCCAACGCCCACGUCGCCUUGAUGAAGGCCGCUAAGAAGGCCCAGUCUGAGGUCGAGCUCGACGCUCUGUUCAGAUACGAGACCGCUCGCUUUGGUGCACGUGCUCAGGCCUACGAGCCCAUCGUUGGUGUCGGUGUCAAUGCCGCUACGCUCCACUAUGGUCGCAACUCGGCCUCUUUCAACGGCAACCACGAUCAGCUGUGCUUGGUCGAUGCAGGAGCUGAGCAGGGCUGUUAUGCCUCGGACAUCACCCGCACUUUCCCCCUCAGCGGCAAGUAUACUGGUGAUGCCAAAACCGUCUACGAGAUCGUCCUCCAGAUGCAGAAGGCUGUCCUGGCUGCUCUCAAGCCCGGUGUCCAGUGGGAAGAUAUGCAUAGACUUGCUAGCAGGAUCGCUGUCGAGGGUCUUCAGAAGGCUGGCGUCUUGAAGGCCGAGUUCUCUGUCGAGGAGCUGCUGGAGAAGCACGUCGACGGAGUCUUCUUCCCUCAUGGCCUCGGUCAUAUGAUCGGAUUGGAUGUCCACGACGUCGGAGGCUAUCCCAAGGGUGUCGCGCGUAUCCAGGCUCCUGGUCUUCAAUACCUGCGUAUGCGCCGUGCUCUCGAGCCCAACUUCGUUGUCACGGUCGAGCCUGGUGUUUACUUUGUCGAAUUUAUCUUGAACGCCGCAAUGAAUGACGCCGCGAUUUCCAAGUACAUGGACUGGGACGUUGUCGAUCGCAUUGCUAAGGUCGGUGGUGUCCGUAUUGAGGACUGUGUUGUCAUCACUGAGACCGGCAUUGACAACCUUACCAUUGCCCCCAAGGAGAUUGCGGAGAUCGAGGCCAUCAUGGCUUAA